Molecule: messenger RNA, 1727 nt
Organism: Daldinia loculata
Lineage: Eukaryota; Fungi; Ascomycota; Sordariomycetes; Xylariales; Hypoxylaceae
Exons: 1
Coding region: 173-1165 (330 amino acids)
Source: RefSeq, a predicted model, not a curated record
AAGCUUUGAAGCCGACCCGGCCAAACGUCUUAUUCUAGGACAGCACACUGUAGAACAUAUAGCAGUAGAAGGUCGCGUCCCCCCAAAGAAGCCACGCCGCGCCGAACGAGACUCAUUCGGAACCGUCUUCCGUCUAUUCCUCCGGUAUUACGAUUGCACCUACGACCAGUUCAUGGGCCCGAAAUACCAACUCAGGCUCGACUGCUCCGAGAAUCCGUUGGUAACCAUUGACGAUGGGACACGCAUCAACGACCCUUUCCCGUCCAAACCCUUCUCGGAAGGCCUCAGAUGUCUUAUCUCCCAGAACAUCUGGCUAGGUAACCUCGAGCUCCUAGCUACGUGCAUCCAAUAUAUAAACCGAGUACGCACUCACGACACUCGGCCUUGGAAACUGGUCGACUGCGACCCGGAGAGCAUGUUCUUCAAGACGUGGAUAAGCGUCGUCGCGAGAAACCCCGGUCAGGCGACCAUGGAAGACCUCUACUCGCAAGUGAAGCGAGAGCUUGGCCCCCAGAAAGGGUUCUAUCAGACGUUCUUCGACCAGAUCACCAAGUCCGUCGAGUCAAAGAUUCCCCAAGGCAGAGCGGCCCGUGUUUACAAGUCAAGGCGCCGGGACGACCAAGAUCCUUAUUUCAUCCGCGCCAUCGACAUGGCCAUACUCCUCAACGCUCUCGAUAAUAUGAGCUUUUGGGGUUUCCCCCUUUUCCGAAGCACUAAGCUCACAUCCGCAAUCAUCCAACGGGUAAAGCCGGGUCAAGACUAUCCGUCGGAAGAAAAGCUUUCUAAGGCGCGAUACUAUUCGGUCUUGUCGGAAAGAACCUUCCACAGAGCAGCGGAACUGAGGGCUGAAGCCGAAAAACCUAUCAAACUUUCCGAAGGAGAUACAGAUUCUUCUAGUGAUGAUCCCGCUCAUACCUCGUGCAGGUCAGUGGAUUUAUCUAACCGAAGCCCCAAGCAUGCCGCCCAUAGAUCCGAGGUUUCACCCGACGGUGGCUCUAGACACGUCUCUGGCUAUCCAGCGUCAUCUGCCGUCUCGCACAGCAGCUCCGACUCACCCGCCAAGAACCCCACUGAUAGGGAUAAGAUAGCUGAGUAUACACCUCAGCCCCAGACUCGGACCGCCACCAAGAGCAAGAAGCGGCCCAGAGAGCGUUCUCCCUCCUAGUCGACAGGAGAAACCACUAUUCCGAUGUAAGAGCUCUGCGGCGUCAAUAUUCACUUGACAACCCAGUAGAUAGGUAGCAAUGAUAGUUUAAUGGAAUACAGUCGGGCCUAAAACCCAUCUUCGCUCGUAUUUAUGAUCGUUACCUCGUAGCUCUUAUAAAUUACCUUGAUUGAAUUUCUCUCUUAUUCUUUACAAUAGCUGCUUUUUUCUCUCUUCUUUUCCCACCACCUCUCUUAGUAAAUGCAUAGUAAAUAAUUGAAGCCGGAUGGUCUCGCUGCUAACAUUCAUUCUUGUAAAUUUCGCCGUGCCUUUUGCUUUUCUCGUGUGGUUUAAAAUCCCUACAUAGGAAUUGUAAGUAGCUUGCAUCUUAGGUACAUGACCUUUUAAAAAAGAAUAAUUCAUCUUUACAAAUGAAUUCAUUAAGCUUAAAGUUUCUUGAGGAGAACAGUGCGCUAGUAAAUUUCUAUGAGCUUAUCUGUACCUUGCAAGAAGUUGUCACACAGCUGAUACGUAUUAUUAAGGCGAUGAUUGAGGCAAUAUUGAUGGAAUUACUGAUGAUUUG